Molecule: messenger RNA, 1810 nt
Organism: Acanthaster planci (crown-of-thorns starfish)
Lineage: Eukaryota; Metazoa; Echinodermata; Asteroidea; Valvatida; Acanthasteridae
Product: adhesion G protein-coupled receptor D1-like
Biological process (GO): cell surface receptor signaling pathway; G protein-coupled receptor signaling pathway
Cellular component (GO): plasma membrane
Molecular function (GO): G protein-coupled receptor activity
Source: RefSeq, a predicted model, not a curated record
UUUUUUAACGUACCACAUUAUUUCCUAUCGGCGCGAAUAAAACCUUAUUGAGUCCAGUUUACAUGAAAUCAUGUAUGAUUCAUGCGAGAGUUUCGACCCAGACGUUUUACGCACUCACAAGUCAUAUGUACAUGUACGUGUACAAUGUAAAUGUACUGUACAUUGUACGUACACAACGCGCAAAGUUGAGGUGCUGAUUUUGCUCUUGUGACCUUUACCCUUCAUGUAUGACCAUUUUAUUUUCUUAAUUAACAAAUACGUGAUGAUGUGUUAAUAAAUUUAGACACGAUGACACAUUUGAUCGUUGAUAACGAGACACAAAAUGGGCGUUGGUAGUCCUACAAUGCGUCAGCUGAAGCAACCAGAGCGUGAUAUUCAUUUUUUUAAUUUAUGGUCUUUUGAACUUCAGAAGAUUUUUUAGCCACAAUGAGACGGGAGCUUACGAUAUUCUCAGUCAACUGCCUCAUGACAUCAAAGUAUGGACGGGCCUGCAGCUUGGCUCUGGGGGCUUUUUAUGGGUGAACCAGAAAGAGUUUGACUUGAGCGCCUUGUAAGUAGCACUUUCCAUUACCACCAUUAUACUUAUGCAUUCUUUUCGAUUUUUUUUCAUCUAGUUAGGUUGUUGCAGCUUAAUUUCACGCUGUUAGUUUAGUUUCAGAAGCAUACAAAUUUUGACCAACUUUUUUUCUGAAAGCAACUGCAACAGAAAAAAAAAUGAUUGGAAUACGUCUGAAAUACUCAAAGGGAAUGCCGAUGGGAAAUAGCUUGAGAAUAUUUGGGCUACAAAGCAGUAACUGCAUUAAACUUUUACAUGUUCAACCCCUUAUAAACAAACCUUGGGUUGUUUCAGAAACGUGUGUCUGAAGCUAGGUCUAGGGCCAUGUUAGCUGUGAAUAAAUUGCCACAUACUGACAAAAAGACAAUUCCAUCACUCGUGGAUGUCUGUUUAGGCAUGUCAUUAUGUGCUUCAAUCAAUUAAUAACCCAGUCUACAUCUCCCUACGUUGCAGUGUAAUUUGAGGACGUGAUCUCUGAUCUUGACCUCGAUGUAGAAUAAUCCCACUGGCCAGAGUUUAGUCCAAGAUCCAUCAAAAUCGUCAGUUACAUGUAUUUACUGGAAUGCGAGUAAUGUAAAUGCAUUUCGUGAAACAACGUUUGUUGAAUAUCUAACGAAUUAUGGAUUCAACAGGUCAGGUAUUAACGUGACAGGACUAGAAUCAGACCCUCUGUAUCCUGUGCCUGUACUCCUCCAUCGCAAAAACAGAAGGUGGACCUUCUUUACUGCCAAUCAUACUUACAUGGAUGCGGAUGCUGCUGUCUGCAGCUCUAAGAGAGUUUUGAAUGUUUACCGUGACUCCCAGCUUUACUUUCCGAUGAACGUGUUGAGUUUUGCGAAUGCAGAAGGAAAAAAACAGACCUUUGAUGUUGUUUCGUUCCAGUUGAUGGGAAAAAUUCCUAGUGAAGUCACACUUGUACGAACCGGCAACAGUGGUGGUUUUUUGAUCAACGGAACUGGAUUUGUGUUCUUGAACUUAAGUGGGGACGUGUGCUUGUCCAACCCUGCUGUGUGCCAGGACAGUGGUAUGGCCAUUUCUUUCUGGUUGACAAUUCUCCCAUCCAACCUGUCUCCAUCACACGUUUUCCAGUCUCGAGGAAUCGGUGUCAGCAUAAUGCAAGAACAACUCAUGUGUAACAUUACGAACGGAAGUCGUCAAUGGUAUACACAUGUGGAACUUGAUGCACCCAUAAAUGAGGAACUUCUUGUCAACAUCAACUGGAAAUCUAGUGAUGUGGAAGAGAGCAGCAAGUGA